AUGUCUGAAUCAAAGGAUUGUGAUAAUGAGAGUUGCUCUGCUCUCGAGGUGCCAGAUUUCAAGAAUGCUUUAAAGCAGUUCCAGAAACUAGUUGAAAGAAUAGUAAUCCAGAAGAAAAAGGAAAGAUUAGGCUGGUACACUAAAGAUGAUGAUGAGAUAGAUUAUGAUGAGUUCUAUAGAACCACACAGACACUUUUUGGUCCAGAAGUCAAGGAGCAUAACGUUAAGGCCUUUUUCAUGAAAGUAAGCAACAAUCCUGAUGCAAGGACAGAAUGGUGUGAGAUUUUUGGCUAUUUCAUAGGAGGAAAAGGUGCUACGCCUUCCCAUUUCAAAGAAGAAAACACAGUUUUCCUUACAUCCGAAAAACAGCAGAUUACUUAUCCAGUUGUUAAGGAACGAGAUAUGAUUACAAGUAUAGUGAAGGUGCCCCAUCUGGAUUUCACUGUAACAUCCUCUCAGAAAGGAGUGCUAACUAUUUUUAACAAGAAGAUGAAAGUUCUGGCAACCACCAGUGUUAAAGAUACUGCUUGGAUGAAUGGAUGUGAUUUCCUAACUCAGCUGAAAUGUGUUGUGGCUGUAACUGAAAGGACAAUCAUCGUCUGGGACUAUACCUCAGUAGGGAAAAAGGGUAAUUACUUCAACAUCAAACCAAUGGAAAACAGUCUGCUCUGUGUUUGCACGGCAACUAUGUCUGAUCAAGUGGGUGAGGACAGUAUCCUAAUGGGAGAUGACAAAGGCUAUGUUUACUUACUUAAAGUGACCAGUGAUCACCUUGGAUUGAAGCAAUGUAAAGGUAAAAAAGAAUCUCAACUUCAGAUCUUGGAUUCCAAAGAUUUUAACAUUGUUAAACGCAAGCUUCAUGCUGACUGGGUUUUGAAAGUUAAAUAUAUUUCUGACCUAAAUUGUUUUGGAUCCUGCUCCUCGGACAGCAUUCAUUCAUUUGUUUUAGAUGACAUAAAGCGACUAGAGGACAACUUACCUGUAAAAGAAUUUUCUGUUCCUAGAGGAGUCAAUGCCUUCACGUACUGUGGAAAAGCAAAGGUCAUUGUCACUGGGGGUCAUGACAAACUCCUUCGUUUGUGGCAUCCCUAUGUUAAUACUAGGCCUUCAGGAAAGCUGUCUGGACAUCAGCACAGUAUUGUGGAAAUUGUGACGAAUGAAAAAGAUCAGCAUGUCAUCAGCCUUUCAUUUGCAAAGGUUUUUAUAGUUUGGGAUCUACAGACCCUUUCAAUGCUGCAGAUCUUCCAAGAUCAAGGGUGUCCGAGAGCGAUUGAGACCCUUGCCAUGGUAUUUGACAAUGCUUGUGGCACACUUAUCACAGGUUCAACUGUCAUUGAUAUUUAUCCGCUAACGCACAUGAUACAAGAUACAAAACAGGUCCCAAAAACACAUGAGAAAAGCAUAAAUGUUCUGGCUUAUAACAGGGCUUUUAACCAAAUCCUCACUGUCUGCUCUGAGUCAAUUCUGAAGGUGUGGGACCUAGAAACAGGAUAUCAAAUAUACCAGAUUGAAGAUGCACAUGGACUGAAUAUUGAAGUGACCUGUGCAGCAAUUGAAAUAAAUGGUUUCUAUCUUGCUUCUGGAGCUUGUGAUGGAACAGUGAAAAUUUGGAAUUUUGGCAGUGGACAGGAAGUUAAAGCCUUGCCUUUGACCCAACAUAGCAAAAAUGAACACUGCCUGUUGAAGUUAGUCUAUCUGAAGGCUACUGAGAGUCAACAUGUUCUUCUUGUUUUGGAACAGAGUGGGAAAAUGAAAAUCAUUCAGGGUAAUGAAAUGCAAAGAUAUCUAAAGGUUACAUGGGUGCUUCCUGAGGCAGUGUUGUUUCUACAAAGAAAUUCAGUUGAAUUUCUGUCACUGAAUCCAGACACUUUACAAAAACAUGAAUUUUUUCCUGAUAUACAGCUACCACCUGAUACCAGUUCUCUAAGCAGUGAUGCAGAGGGAUUUGUGCCUUCUGUGGAAAUGAAGUGCUUUGAUGUUUUAAAAGUAGAAGGACAUAGCUUGAUAACUACAGGAAGUAAAAAUGGUGCAAUAAUUGUGUGGGAUUUUGAAUCUGCUUCUGUCAAAUACAUGUGUAAACUUAAUGAGAACAGCCAGGCUUCAGUUCCUCAAGCAUCAGGAGUCAAUGCUGUGUUAUUCCUCGUGCAUAGUGCUUCCUCUUCCAGGAAAAUUAGCUCUCUAUCCUCUACUGCUGUUGUGAGUAGUGAUAUUGACACUGACAGAGAUAUUGAUGAUCUCCCAGAGCACAAGAACAGCCAUUUGAACCAAAAUAAGGAAAAUGCAAGAAGUGAUGAAAACAGUACUCGGAUAACAGCAGCAGAAGACGCACUUAAGUAUAAGUAUAUCCAGUACUCAAAGACAAAUGCACAGUUACCCAGGGAUGUAGGAAGAUGCACACCAAUACUGGCUUCUGCUCAUGAAAACGGCUGCAUCUACUUAUGGAGUAUUCAGGGGAAUUUACUGAAAGAAAUUUUGCCAUUUUCAAAAUAUCAUCCAGUUCCUCUAACAGCAAUAUGUACAGACAUCUCUACUAAAAUGCUUCUGGCAGGCAGUAAGGAAGGACAUAUUAUGUGCUGGAGCAUUGUCUCAUUCUUAGAAGAUCCACAAAACAGUAAGAAUCAAAUAAAGGAGGAGCUCUGUUGGAUGGCACACUCUGCUGAAGUCAUUGACUUAUUUUAUGAAGAGCAGAAAAAUGUGGUAGUAACAGCAUCUGUUGAUGGUUCAGUCAGACUCUGGCAUGCUAUGAAUGGAUGCUAUCUUGGUUACUUUGGACAGCCCAGGAAAUUUGAAUUAUCAGAUCUCAGUCGAUUGAUUUUGCCUUGUGAUGUUAAAGAUGUUCCUAUAAUACUGAAAGAGGAAAGCAAGCAUAUGGAAAAGAAGAGCAUACCGGACAAAGACAAGUGGAAAUCAACUAAAUCACCUUCAAUUUUAAAAAAAGAUAAACAUAUAAACACAAUUCAGGACUUGAAGUUUUUCAAAGCUCUGGCUUCUCCAAAGCUUCCUAGACAACCUGUGGAGAGCAUUGAGUCAGGAAGCAAAGUGACUGGUGCAGUAUUUGGGCAUCUUCCUAUAUAUGAGCUUAAGAAGCUAGCUGAAGAGAGCAUCCUUCAGAAUCCUCAAUGGAACAAACCUGAGAUGUCCACUCUAACUGAACUGACAGUGGAGAAAGAGCUCAGUGAAGAACAGAAUCAAGACUAGUAAACAUUAUGUUCAUCUUAAGGCAAGUAGUUUAGCAGGUUCCCUGAGCACAUAGAAAUAAAAUCUUUAUAUCCAUCCCAGUUCUUCAAGCAGCAAAAAAAAUUUUAACAUAAUUAUAACAAGACGCUUACAG
Centrocercus urophasianus (Greater sage-grouse) is the source of this 3331-nucleotide messenger RNA. RefSeq names its product WD repeat domain 64 (gene WDR64). Gene Ontology annotation, molecular function: protein binding. The transcript has 28 exons. The record is from RefSeq and is a predicted model, not a curated record. Bases 1 to 3198 code for a protein of 1065 amino acids. Lineage: Eukaryota; Metazoa; Chordata; Aves; Galliformes; Phasianidae.